Molecule: messenger RNA, 1032 nt
Organism: Stegastes partitus (bicolor damselfish)
Lineage: Eukaryota; Metazoa; Chordata; Actinopteri; Pomacentridae
Gene: gpr78a
Product: G protein-coupled receptor 78a
Exons: 3
Coding region: 1-1032 (343 amino acids)
Biological process (GO): adenylate cyclase-activating G protein-coupled receptor signaling pathway
Cellular component (GO): membrane
Molecular function (GO): G protein-coupled receptor activity
Source: RefSeq, a predicted model, not a curated record
AUGAGCAUACCGGAGUUCCUCCUGGAAGUGUCCAUCGUGGUCAUUUCUGUCGUCUCGCUGCUGACCAACUUGUCAGUGCUGCUAUGUUUCACCCAGAGCGCCGAGUUGAGAGCUCACGUGCCGGGAAUCUUCGUCCUAAACCUGUCCUUCUCCAACAUCCUCCUCACUGUCAUCAACAUGCCCGCCACUUUCCUCGGGGUGGCCAAGAGCGCAAAGCCAUUCGGGGACUUGUUCUGCAGCGCCGUGAGCUUCUCUGAGACUUUCAUCACCACUAAUGCCAUGUUGAGCAUGGCCGCGCUGAGCAUGGACAGGUGGAUAGCGGUGGUGUUUCCUCUGAGUUACUCCAGCAAGAUGCGCUACAGGGACGCCUUUCUCAUCGUGGCCUACUCCUGGCUGCACUCUCUGACUUUCUCCCUGACCCAGCUCAUGAUGGACUGGGGAGGCUACAGCCACACUUACGCGUCGUGCACGGUGCACCUGGACGCGGAGGAGGCGUCGCAGCUGACCGCCUAUACGACUUUCACGGCGCUGUUCCACUGCAGCAGCUUCGCGCUCUGCCUCCUGGUGCUGUGCUUCGCCUACCUGAAAGUUCUGAGAGUGGCCAGGUCGCACUGCAAGAGGAUCGAUGUGAUUACGGUGCAGACUCUGCUCCUGCUGGUGGAUAUUCACCCCAGUGUGAAGGAGAGAUGUCUGGCCCAACAGAAGAAGAGAAGGCAACGUGCUGCUAAAAAGAUUUGCGUCUUUAUUGGUUCCUUCAUCCUCUGCUUUUCACCCUAUGUAAUAACAAGGUUGGUGGAGUUGCUGCCGUCUGUGCACAUCCCCCGCUACUGGGGCAUCGCCACCAAAUGUCUGUUCUAUGCCAAGGCCUCCAGCGACCCAUUUGUGUACUGUCUUCUUCGUCAGCAGUACAGGAAGGUGCUGGUUGGCGUCAUCAGCCGAUUUGUGAGAAAAGAUCAGUACUUCAUGUCCGUCCACAGCACGAGCAGCACGUUGGACACCACAGAUGACAACUGUGUCGCCAGGAUCACCUGA